Molecule: messenger RNA, 1073 nt
Organism: Sphaerodactylus townsendi
Lineage: Eukaryota; Metazoa; Chordata; Lepidosauria; Squamata; Sphaerodactylidae
Product: phosphatidylinositol 4-phosphate 5-kinase type-1 gamma-like
Biological process (GO): phosphatidylinositol metabolic process
Molecular function (GO): phosphatidylinositol kinase activity
Source: RefSeq, a predicted model, not a curated record
GCCUCUUUCUCUUGCCCUGUUCUCCUUCCAGCGAAGGCAGCAACCUCACACCCGCCCAUCACUAUCCCGACUUCCGAUUCAAAACCUACGCGCCUGUGGCUUUUCGAUAUUUCCGAGAGCUUUUCGGCAUUCGCCCGGACGAUUAUUUGUAUUCCUUGUGCAACGAACCUCUCAUUGAGCUGUCCAACCCGGGGGCCAGCGGCUCCCUCUUCUACGUCACGAGCGACGACGAGUUCAUCAUCAAGACCGUGAUGCACAAAGAGGCAGAAUUCCUUCAGAAGCUCCUCCCAGGAUAUUACAUGAACUUGAACCAGAAUCCGCGGACGCUGCUGCCCAAGUUCUACGGCCUCUAUUGCGUUCAGUCCGGAGGCAAGAACAUCCGGGUCGUGGUGAUGAACAACAUCCUUCCCCGGGUGGUGAAGAUGCACCUGAAAUACGACCUGAAGGGCUCCACCUAUAAGCGCCGGGCGUCCAAGAAGGAGAAGGAGAAGUCUAGCCCCACCUACAAGGAUCUGGAUUUCAUGCAGGACAUGCCAGAAGGCAUCAUGCUGGAUACAGAUACCUUCAGCGCUCUGGUGAAAACCUUGCAGAGGGACUGCUUGGUGCUUGAAAGCUUCAAAAUCAUGGACUACAGCCUGCUCCUGGGCGUCCAUAAUAUCGACCAGCUGGAACGGGAACGGCAGGCUGACGGAGCCCAGAGUGUCUCCGACGAGAAGCGGCCUGUGGGCCAGAAGGCUUCUGUACUCCACCAAAUGGAGUCUAUCCAGGGCGGGGCGGCCCGGGGAGAGGCUUACAUCGAGACAGACGACACGAUGGGCGGCAUUCCAGCCGUAAACGGCAAAGGGGAGCGCUUGCUUUUGCACGUGGGCAUCAUAGACAUACUCCAGUCCUACAGGUUUAUCAAGAAGCUGGAACAUACGUGGAAGGCGCUCGUUCACGAUGGGGUAAGUUGUAGGCGAACACCAAACCAGGCAGAAUUGUUGAGGGGCUGGACAGCGCCCGUAUCCUUUGGGGCCUCUUCGGCUUCUCGGAAUCGGGUUCUGCCACGCACGCAAAUCUUGCGCGUCCUUUGA